AUGGUAGUGGAGCUAGUGGAGUUACAGAAUGGCGACGUCACGCCAUCGUACCUCCAGGAGGUGUUGUCGCUGCUGCAAUCGUCGCAGCACCAGCAGCGCACACAAGGCUAUACCAAACUGCUUCACCUUCAGAUGCAGAGCGACGGCGGCGGCGACGGGACAGCCGCUGAGGUGCUCCAGCAACACCUGGCAGCACUGCUCGCGGUGCUGCGACCCGACAUCCUCUCCACCGCCACCGAUAUAUGCGUGUACGCCAUGAAGUGCGCCGCCUUCUUCCUGCACCACCCAGUCUUCGCCAACCACGCCUCCGACGCAGAUGUGAGCGCCACACUGAAGGCCAUACUCCAGGCAAUCAUGACCACCAACGACAAGGUGGUAUGCAAUUUGGCGGUGUGGUGCGUGUCGCAGCAGAACGUGCGCGCGCCGCUGUUGGCGCAGCUGCUGCCGUCCGUGCUGCGCGCGCUGGUGCACGCCGUCGUAAACCCCAUGGCGUCGCACGCCAUCUCCUGCGAGGCCUGCAAGGCUGUGCGCGUGCUGGCCCUGCAGCUGCCGCAGGAGAUGCGGCAGCACGCGCACGUGUGGGCCGUGCCCAUGUGGCGGCGCCUGCUCGUCGCGUCGCACCGCAAGGAGCGCGACAUCAUCCACGCAACGCUCUCGCUCGCCGCCACGCGCCGCGUGCUGCUGCCGCCCUCACCUCUCGUCACCAAGGCGAUGGUGGAGGAGGUGAAGGGCGGCGCGGUGCUGCGCAUGGACGCGAUGCUGGGCGACGUGCACCACAUGCCGCUCGUCGUGCUCGCGUGGGCGUGGCUCGUGCGCCUCACGGGGGGCUCGCUGGCGGAGAAGGGCAGCACGGCGCUCGCCAACGCGCUGCUCAAGGUGCCGGAGCGCACCUUCAUGGCGCCCGACGCCGCCGUGCGCGCCGAGACGCACAUGGCGUGGCAGUCGCUCAUCGACGCCUUCGCGCCCGCCAUCCCCCUCGCUGAUGCACCGCUCGCUGCUGCUGCGCUCGAAGGGGGCAAGCGGAGCAUCGCGUCGCGUUCCCCCACUCACAGUGCGUGCUGCUUCAUCCCAUCCCAUCUCGCCCCUCCCUGUCUUCUCCUCGCGCGCGUACCAUCACCGCUCUUCCCUUGGCUUUUUUUUUUAUUUUCCCCAUUCUCUCUCAUAACCUGCACCUCUCCUUCCCUCUGCCCGCGCUCCCCAGAGUCCCCGGGCUCCACGCCCUUCCAGCGCAGUCGAGGCGCGAUGGUGGGAGCGCCCUCGCCGAAGCGCCUCACGCUGCUGAUGGCUCCGCUCAUCACCACCGCAGCGCACGAGGCCGAUUCGGCGGUGCGCGGCGCCGCUCUUCACGCGUGGUGCCACCUGCUGGGGUCGCUGGGCCCCUGGGCGUCGUCCGCCGCCGUCUUCUCCACCGCCGCCACCCCCAUGCUGCGCAUCGUGCUCCGCCGCGGGCCCUACCGCCCGGCACCGGGCGCGGAGUCUCCGGCGGGGGAGGCGCAGGCGUGGGAGUGGGCGGGGUGCCUGAAGCUCCUAGAGGGCUUCGUCGCCACCACAGGCGCAGGCGCAGUGGGGGAGGAGGAAGCGGGACUCUCCGGAGCGGCGACGCGGGAAGGAAUCAAGGACGCGGGCGCGGGGAAGCUGUUGCGGGGGGCCAAGGCGGAAAGUGGCGCGGAGAGUGGUGCGCUGGUGCCCGUGGAAGAGGUGGGCUCGAAGGCGGGGACGUUGGUGUCGGUGGCGGCGAAGGGCGGGUGGCAGGUGUCGGAGGGGCAGGGCGGCGCGCUGGAGCGCAAGUACGACAGGCGGCACGCGGCGGCCGCCAUAGUGACGACGGUGGAGUGGGCGCCGUGGCAGGUGGAGCAGCUGAGGGAGCUGCUGGGGCUGCUCGACGUCGUCGUGCGACAUGCAUGCGACCCAAGCGACGUCGCUCGCAACGAGCGCGCAGACGGGCGAAUGGCGUUGGAAGGCUCGUCUCACGGUGCGGCGCGGGGGCAGGAGGAUGGACGGGUAGCCGAGCCCGCGCGGUUGGGCGGCGGCGAGGCGGGGGAGGCGGAGGCGGCGAGCAAGGCUCUGGAGGUGAAGGGGGAAUGGGCAGUGGCCGCCGGGCGGAGUACGGACGAGGACGCUGAGGACGGCGGCGAGGCGGCGCAGGUGAUGAUGGCGGAAGCCCAGCAGCGCGCAGGCCCUCCGCAAGUGCGCGCGUCCGAGGCCUCCUUGCGCCUGUGGGCGCUUCUGGUGCGCGGAGUGGAGGCGCUGGGGCGCGGUGCAGUGCGGCCGAGCGCGGAGCACGUGGCGGCCGUGCACCUGCUGCUCGAGUUCCUCCACGGGCUGCUGGGGCUGCCCGCCGCCGCCCACCACGGCGCGCACGGCGGCGGCGACGGCGAGGCGGCGUGGCUGGCAGGGUGGUUCGACCUGUGCUGGGAGUUCACGCGCGCACUCACGCGGCACCUGACGCCGCUGCUCAUGGCCUCCUCCUUCUACCGCCUCGCCCUCGCCACACCCUCCUGCCUUCCCCUCUCCGCCUCCACCGACGUUCCCGUCUCCCCCAAAACUCCGACCGGUGGCACCGCCUCCGCUCACCGCCUUCCCAGCACGGGUGCGGGGGGAGCAGCUGCGGGCCGCGCAGGCGGGGCGAGUGGCGGCAGCGCGACGGCUGUGGCUCGGCGUGCUGCAGUGCCGGCGGUGUUUGUGACGGCGCUGUGGGUCGACGCAGGCAUCACAUUCGGCGCGCACGUGACAGGGAUUGGCGCGCAGGGGCUGGCGGAGCGCGCGGAAGAGCUGGUGGCGGCAGCGGUGCAGGGCGCGGACGCGAGCAGCCGAUUUGUGGGCGUGCUGCGCGCGCUCGAACAGUUCUUGCCCUCCCCCGCCGCGCACGCCCCCGCCUCCCCCACUGCUCGAAAAGCGGGCAAGAAUGGGGCAGGGGAGGCGGGACGGUGGGCGGUGGAGCAGCGGCGCGGAGAGGGGCAGCAGAGCAGCGGAAAGGGGGGGAUUACGGGUGGCGCAGAGGGCAAGGUGGAGAGCGCAGCUGCCGCGGCGCCGGCGCUGCUCUCCUUCGCGCUCUCCUUCCUCUCUGCCUCCGCUGCCUGCGAGUCGCAACAGGGACAGGUGCAUUCGCUGUCCCACGCAACGGCCGCAUUGUCGGCACCUGCGGCAUGUGCGUGCGCGUGGUGCAUUCCCGCGUCGCUGCUGCGCGACGUGCUGCGCGACACGGAGCGCCUCGUCGUCGCGUUGCUGCACUCGCCCGCGCUCAGGUCGCCGCACCACCCCAACGCGCCACUCACCCCGCUCUUCGCCGCACUCGCUUCCGCCGGACACUGCGACGCCGCGCCCGCUGGGGCCGCUGCUGCCGCUGCUCGGCCGUCUGCCCCCCAUUCCGCCCCCGCGCCCCCUACCCCCACUGGAAGUGCUCCUCCCGGCCGCGUGUCCGCGGCGGAGGCGUGGUGGGAAGUGGCGGUGCGCGCGGGCGAGGUGGGCGCGGAGCGCAUGGACCUGGCGGCCGCGCUGCCCGCUAUCACUGUCACCAUGGCGGGGCAGCGCCGCCGCCUCUCCGCGCUGCGCCCGUCCGCCGCCGCGGGCGACGUGGCGAAGGGGCUGCACGCGGGGAAGGACGAGGACCCGCGGGGGGUGGUUGAGGCGGCGGGCGCGGUGGGCGCGCUGGUGUUGGGCGCGUGCAGAGUGAUCGACAGCACGGGCGCGGACGAGCGGGGCAGAGAGGUGGGCGCGGAGAAGCUGCGGAGGGCGGUGGCGGUGUUGGCGUCGCUGGCGUCGCGCGUCACCUGCGCGUCCGACUCGCUGCUGCUGCUGCACGCCGCCCUCCCCGCGCUCACCGCCGCGCUUUCCCUCGCCUGGACGCCCCCCCUCCCUGCUUCCGCCGCUACCACUACCCCCUCGCCCAGACACGCGGGCAGUGCAGCGGGUGCAGGCGCGCAGAGCUCCGGCGCACAGGCGGCGGCUAAGGCAGUGGGCGCGCGGGGUGCGGCGGGCGCGGAGAAGAAGGCCUUCGCGUACCCGCCAGCGCUGCUCGCCGCGCUGGCCAUCGUGAAAGAGACUGCUGACGUGUCGCUGCCUUACUGGCCGGCAAGCAAGGACGCAAAGGCGUUGAACAAGGAGGCGGGUGCGGGCAAGGGGAGUACGCCCCAGGCAGCGGCAGGUAGGGCGGGGUCGGCGCGAGUGGCUCCCAGUGACGUGCUGCUGUCAGCGCGUGGACGACUGAUGCAGCAGCAGAGCCAGGUGGCGGGCAAGGCAGCACGCCCAGCAUCGCCUGUGCGUUCCACGGGUGUGGGUGCUGCUGCACGCGCGGACGCCAAGGCAGCAGCGGUGGGCAGAGCAGGCACGGCAGGGGCAGGGCCAUCACAGGGCAGGGACAGCAGUAUUCGCCCUGCCAGCCCUGUGCGCCCUGCCAGUCCCUCGCGUGUGGGCAGUGUGGGUGUGCGUGCAGCAGCAGCAGGAGCAACAACGGCAGCAGCAGGCAGCAGUGGCGCAUCAAGAAGCGGGCAUGAGAAGGACGAGUCAUCACCAGCAUCAGCUGCAGCAGUGCUACCGGCUGCAGCAGCAGCAGGAGCAGCAGCAGCACGGCCAGCGUCCCCUGUGCGCAAGUCCAUGUCGCGCCUGCUGUCCCUGUCCCGCCAGCACUCCCUUGACCGCAAGCCACCUUCCCCCGCUCCCACCCCCUCUGCUGCGCGCACUGCUGCCGUCACCACUGCCAGUCUCAGGGGCACGAGCAGGAGCACUGCAGGGAGCAAUGCAGAUGGACGCAAGGGGCCAGGCUCAGGCAGCAGCGAGGCAAGGAGCGCCGUGAGUGCAGGCGCUGUAGCCACACCCAAGAACACCGCCACAACCACUCCCACCACCCAACCACCUUCCACGCCCACCACGCCAAGAACCCCGCGCACUUCAACUACUCCUGCCACCCCCGCCACCCCAACCACCCCCACCGCCCCCUCCACCCCCACAACCCCGGUGCACGGUCGCAGCAGCGCAUCCCGGCCCGCUUCCCCACUGCGCGCCACAGGCAGGGCGCUGCUGGCGCUCGCCCGCAAGGGCGGCAGCAGCACCAGCAGCGCUGCAGCAGCCAAGGCGCCUGCCUCCCCCACCCACCGCAGACCUUCAAGCCCAGGCCCCAGCACGGGCACAGGUACCAGCCGUGGUGCGGGCGGUGGGGGCAGUGGCAGGGAGGCGGGGCAUGGCAGCGGCAGCAGCAGCAGCGGCGCAGUGAAGAGCAUGCGGUCGCUGGCAUCGAGCCUGAGGUCGUUGCUGCCACACAGGGCCGGCAGCACCACUCCCAGUAAGCAUGGCACAGCCGCCAAGAGCAGCACAGGCAAGGCAGGCGAGGCGGGCGCGGGCAGUCCGGCAGCAGCAGGUGCGGCAAGGAGUGGUGGAGCUGGCAGUGGGAGCAGCGAGUGCAGUGGGAGCAGCGAGUGCAGUGGGGGAAAGGCAGCGAGCGUUGCGGUGGGUCACAUGGGGCGCAGGGCGAUCGCUGCUGCCAUGGCCGCCAAGCGAGGCAUGCCCGGUAGGGAAGGCACUGCAGGCAGCCAGCAGCAGCAGCAGCAGCAGCAGCAGCAGCAUGCACAAGAAGCAGGCAGCAUUGAGGUAGAGCGCACCGGCGUUCCACAGAAGCUGGGUGGUGCGGCAGCAGGUGAGGCAGGUGGGGUGGAGGACACGGUGAUGCAGGGUGCAUCUGGUGCAGGAGUCUUCCAGUCACUGGGUUCCCCUGGCGCUGCUGCAGGGCUAGCAGGGGGCGGUGCAGUGGCAGCAGGGGUGGCGGGGGAGUGGGCGCGCAGCAUGGUGCAGUGCCGCCUGCUGUCCCGCAGGGCACGCGAGGCAGCAGCACUCGCAGGGGAGGCGCAUGUGGUGACAGAGGGGGGAGGUAGUGGGGAGGGGGAGGGCGGAGGAGGGGCGGAGGAGGGGCGGAGGAGUGUGACAGGCAAGCGCAAGGUGGGGGCGCCUCAGGUGAGGGAGCAGGACGCACGGGCGCUGCUGCAGGCUGCGGUGGUGACAGUGGGGCACAGGAGGGCACGCAGUGAGAGUGGCAGUGAGGAAGGAGGGGCACUGAAAGGCGACUCACAACAGCACAAGCAGCACGUGCAGACGCAGCACGCGGGUGCAAAGAAGAGUGUGCGACGGCGCAAGGCAUGGCGGAGAGCAGCGGUGGCAGUAGUAGACGUGGAGGAGGUGGGUGAGGCGAUGCGUGCAGUGGUGCGGUCGGCGGGCAUGGUGGAGAUGCUGCAGGCGGUGCGAGAGGCAGCGGGCGUGGAGCACAUGGAGCUGGAGGAACUGGAGGCCGCCCAGCGCUGCAUCUCCGGCAUGUCCCGCCACAUCGCUGCCACCAUUGAGCGCCUGAACUUCGAAGCAUGCAAUUCGGCAUCCUCAUAUACCUUCUCAGCUUCUUCAUUUCGACCACAAAGGUGCCUCAAGCGCAAAACUCUACUCCUGGUUUCCCUCCUCCCCUCAACCCCGCCCUGCAAUAUAGCCCUUCCCCUCGCCGUUAUCUGCGCAUCGCCUGGCGAUAGCCGCGGAGCAUGCGCCACAUCCCGCUAUUGCGGGCUGCCUGGGAUGGCGGCGGGGCGGCAGGGCGGCAGGCGGGUAAUAGACAGUAACGCGCGGGGUAGAGGCAGGCGCAGCGUGCUGAGCGCCCUGGUGCUUGCGCUCGUGGGCGCGGUUCUGCAUGGCCAGCGCGCGUGGCGCGGAGGGGCGCUGGGGAUGGGGGAGAGCGCGGACGACGCCAGUGGCGGCUCGGAGCAUGCACGCGCCUUGUACAGGCACUGGGAGAGCGCGUACGGCCUCGACGCCUCGUCGCUGCUGCCGCCGCCCGCCAUCACUCUUCCCCCUGGCGUUCCCCGCGCACCGCACUUGGAGGAUUGCGCGCAGCGGACGGCAUGGCGGGAGCGCAUGGAGGCGCGCGGGCGCGACGGGGAGGCGCCUGCAUGGGCUCGUCCCUCCACGUGCGGGGGGGUACCGCAGCCGCCAUGGGUGCGGGGGUCAGACGCAGCGAACCUAGCAGGGACGCGAGAGGCGCAGAGGGACAUAUGGGAGCAGCAGUUCCCGGCGUCAUGCGCGGGGCGGCGCCUGGUGGUGGUGCCGUGGCUGAACGUGGCGUCCUUUGGGCUGGGCGCACAGCUGCACGUCGUCUCUGCCAUCCUGGGCGCGGCGCUGCUGCACAACCGCACGCUGGUCAUGCUGCCACACUCCAUGGCGCACGCUCACCAUGCCCACUGUGAAGCGGUGGGUGAGCGGGGGUCGUUGAGCUGCUACUUCUUCCCCAUGGCAUCGCGUGAGUGCGAGGCGGUGGCCAUGGCGGCGUACCACAGCGCCGCCAUGCUCAAGUGUGACAACGCCUCUGUGCUCGCCUCGCCUGCACCUGUUGUGUUCGGCUGUGGACCCAAGCUGGGCCAGGACUCCGCUGUCGUCAGGCGGUGGGGCGAGGCGUACAAGGAGCGCGCGGUGGUGCAGGAGGUGGAGGACGCCCUCUAUGCGCGCAUGGACGACAAAAUCCGCAAGAAGCACUGGUGGCGAGCGCAGUCGGUGCGCUUCAUGCUGCGCUGGCCCUCGCGCCACCUGUGCCACCUCAUCAACCGCGAGCGCCACUCCGCCUACGGCAUGCACGUCGCAGCACAGCUGGCCGCCGCGUCACAUCAGGCCGCACUGCUCUCCUUGCUCCUCUCCUCCCAGCCCCACUCUCAACCGCCUGCCUCCGCCUCUCCCCCAUCCUCCUCCCCUCCUCCUGCUCCCUCUCCCUCCCCACCUGCCCCUCUUGCUCUUACGGGCAUGCCCAGCAUACCUCCCCCAUCCGCGCUUGAAUUGCAUGCAUGGCCGCUGCUGGGGUACGACGCCUGCGAUGAUGCCACCGCUGCCACCGCUGCCACCGCUGCCAGUGCCAUGCUCACCACGGCACUCCCCCUUCACCCCGCGCCCGCCGUGCCACCACCCAGCCCUGCGCCACCCAGUUCUGCUGCACCUCCUGGCCACGCCCCUCCCUUGCAGCUUGACCACUGGACUGCAGCAGAGGCGGCGGUGCUGGUGGGGGGGCCGGUGCACAUGCCGCGGCCGGUGGUGAGUGUGCACGUGCGGCAGGGCGACAAGGCACGGGAGAUGCGCCUCUUCUCCUUCUUCGCCUUCAUGCACCGCGCCAACCGCCUGCGCCGCCUCGACCCCAACCUCAAGGCCGUGUGGCUCAGCACCGAGAUGCAGAGUGUGGUGGAGCAAACAGCCUUGUUCCCCGACUGGACCUUCUAUUACUCGCAGUUGCCUCGCCAGGGUGCCCGAGAGGCCAUGGCAAAUUACUCCACUGCCACUGGCCUUGCAACAGUGGUGGGCGCUAGCUUUGCCAAUCUACUCAUCGCGUCCGAGUGCGACUAUUUUGUGGGAACUCUUGGGUCCAACUGGAACCGUCUCAUUAACGAGCUCAAGUCAACUAACGGCCGCCUCUUCUCUGGCUAUGUAUCACUCAAUUUUGGAGAAUGCCGUCCUUGGGCAGUUGGGCGUAUCGUUGUAUCAGCAGCGGCCAUGGAGGUGUCGCGAGCCGUCGCUCUCAACAACGCCUCACUGCCUCCCUCCUCGCUUCUCGCGCCGCUAAGGCGGCGAGCAGCGCCGAAUGCGACGGGCCGUGGCAGAAGUAGCGUCCAUCCGUCUCUUCCCCCUCGCCCUCUCUGCACCCAUCUCUCCGCCUCCUGCGCGCUUCUGCCUGUGCGCCCAGCCCUUGGGGUAUGCCGCGCCUCAGGACCAAGGCGGAGCGGAGGGGCGCAGCCGGGGGAGGAGCGGCAAGAAGGGGCUGGUGUUAGGGGAGGGAGGCGAAGCGGGGUGGUGGUGAGGGCAGGGGGCGAUGGGGAUGGAGAUGGGGGUGCAGGAGAGGAGCAGAGAGAUGAUGGGUUGGAUGCGGUGCUGGCGAAGGUCGUGUGGGCUGGCUUCGGCCUCUACAUGCUGUGGCUCUUCGUGCUGCCAUACGCCCCUGGCGACCCGGCGUGGAGGAUAAGUGAGGGCACGGUGCAGGAGGUGAGGGACCUCUCGCUCAACUUCUUCUACAUCCUGCCCGCCCUCAACGCCGCGGGCAUUCAUGUGCUGGAGGCUCCGCAACUGCACCCUGUGGCGGAGGCGCUGUUCAACGUGGUGAACGCCUGGAGCCUGCUCUUCGGCCCGCUGCUGCUCGCCGACCCCAGGCGCACCCGUGUGGGCUCCAACCUGCCCGCGCUCUGGCUGGGCCAGAUGUUCCUCACUAACGUGUUCCUCAUCCCCAUCAUGGCCCUGCGCCUGCGCCCAUCACCCCCGCCCAACUCCGCCGCGCCCCUGCGCCCUGCCGCGAUCGCCACCUUCCUCUCCUCCGCACCACUCCCCAUCGCCCUCGUGUCCUCCACCGUCGCCCUCGCAUCGCUCUUCUGGGCGGCCCUUGCUCGCCCUGACGUCGCCCCUCUGGACCUCACCGUGCGUGUGGCGUUUCUCUCGGACUACCUGGGCAGCAACCGCCUGGCGUAUGCCUUUGCAUGGGACGUGCUGCUCUACUCGCUCUUCCAGCCCUGGCUCAUCAAAGACUGCCUCUCCGCCCUGCGCCCACCUUCUGCACAGGCAGCACGUGGGGAGGAGGGGGGGUCGUUGUCUGGGGAUGACGAGGGGCUGGUGGAGGCGCUGCAGUGGGUGCGGUUUGUGCCGCUUUUUGGGCUUGCUGCUUUCCUCUGUGUGCUGCCACGGCUGAGAGCCACGCGUGGGUUGAAGGAGCGGGAGUGA
Closterium sp. Yama58-4 is the source of this 9708-nucleotide messenger RNA. The record is from the annotation of a GenBank genome assembly. Lineage: Eukaryota; Viridiplantae; Streptophyta; Zygnematophyceae; Desmidiales; Closteriaceae.